AUUUCGUUGUGAUUUCGUUUUGCAUUGUAUUCAGUUUUAGAGUAUCGUGGUAAAUAUUAGAAUAAUAUUGAAAGUUGAUUAAUGCAGAUAUAAAACUAUAUUCUAAAGUUAUAAAUAUAUAAGAUUCGAAAAUGCCGAAAGUGCGUAGAAGCAGAAAGCCUCCUCCAGAUGGCUGGGAGUUGAUCGAACCAACACUGGAAGAAUUGGAGCAAAAAAUGCGAGAAGCUGAGACGGAACCGCAUGAAGGAAAACGUAUUACAGAAUCAUUAUGGCCUAUCUUCAAAAUACAUCAUCAAAAGUCUCGAUACAUCUACGAUUUGUUUUAUAGGCGUAAAGCUAUCAGCCGGGAGCUGUACGAUUAUUGUUUAAAAGAGAAAAUAGCAGAUGCAAAUUUAAUUGCGAAAUGGAAAAAAUCGGGUUAUGAGAACUUAUGCUGUCUGCGUUGCAUACAAACUCGUGAUACAAACUUCGGUACAAAUUGCAUAUGCCGCGUACCAAAAUCGAAAUUAGAGGAAGGGCGAAUUGUUGAAUGUGUGCAUUGUGGCUGCCGAGGUUGUUCGGGAUAGUUAAAGAAAUAAAGAAAAAUUUUUAGUUGAUAGUGCAUAAAAUAAUGAAUGUGUCAAGGCAAAUCAAUAAUAAAUAAAUGACUUACUUUUGAAGAAAUGAAAGUUCCAGA
Messenger RNA from Bactrocera dorsalis (oriental fruit fly), 676 nucleotides. It is a transcript of the gene l(1)10Bb, whose product is annotated as protein BUD31 homolog. The coding region runs from base 132 to 566 and encodes 144 amino acids. NCBI's taxonomy places the organism in Eukaryota, Metazoa, Arthropoda, Insecta, Diptera, Tephritidae. The record is from RefSeq and is a predicted model, not a curated record. Gene Ontology annotation, biological process: mRNA splicing, via spliceosome. The transcript has 2 exons. Gene Ontology annotation, cellular component: nucleus; spliceosomal complex.